Molecule: messenger RNA, 4430 nt
Organism: Maniola jurtina (meadow brown)
Lineage: Eukaryota; Metazoa; Arthropoda; Insecta; Lepidoptera; Nymphalidae
Exons: 14
Coding region: 230-3349 (1039 amino acids)
Source: RefSeq, a predicted model, not a curated record
AACAAAGAUGGCGCAUUUACAGUGAAGCUUUGUUACGUUGUGUACAAAUUAUAAUAAUUUCUGAGAAUUUAAUGAAUUUAUUCAACCGAUUAAGAUCCAGUAGUUAAUUAUGAAGACUGUUUCUUAUUAAGGACAUUGUUAUAAUAGCGAAAUAUGCAACUGUUUUAGUGUAAUAUGCUAAGGAAGUAAACAAUAAUUUCGUUCAGUUAUCUUGAAUGCGGAGUCCGCAAUGCUAUCCGGCCAGGAUGAAGGUCCAGUUUACUACAGGGAGAUACAAAAGAACGCCUUCCUCAAACGGAUACCCAAUGAAGUCCCCUCCAGCAAGCUGAGACCCCUUGGGCAUAAGAAACCUCCCCUCAAACCAAUGUGGACCCUGCUUUGCGUGCACAACGGUCGGACACCCUUCCUCGAACAAUACCCCGAGCCCGACUCGGCCGCCACUGCAGCACACCGGCCUGCCUGGCGCGCCUGUCUCAAGACUGCGAGACACGUCACUGCCAGCGUCAAGCCUCAUGCGGGCGAGGAGUACGACUUCCUCAUAGACACCGACCAUGGACCCGUCAGGAUGCUGGCGCCGGACUGGGACUCAAUGCAAGACUGGGUCACCCUACUCCGUUCGAAACUGCAUGAGUUACGUAUAUUAUCACUCGGUGAGAAUGUAUAUGGAGCCCCACCGGUUGCACCCACCCCAAGGGCUGCGGCCAGGGACCCCACCUCCCCGCUACCGCCCACCCCACCCGUGCCACCCGACAGGGUACCCGGAAUAGACCUAGCUCCAAUCACUCGUCCAACAGUAGAAAGUACACAACCUUCCGAAAACUCUUCAACAACCGUAACCGCUGACAACCACGCCGCAACCACUAGCACAAACACACAAGAAAGCACAAACAUACCGAGAACCACAGCUAAUUCUACAAGUCUAAGUACAAAACCCACGAGUGGCUCAGCAACCAAUCUAAACAUAACUGUAUCCACACCAAAUGUAACAUUUACGUCUACAAACACAAAUUUAACGACAUUUACGAACGCAACCACGAAUUUAACAGCAUUUACGAACACAACCGCAAAUUUUAUCGCAAGCACAACCAACUCAGUAUCACUUACACCGAUAAAUACUACGAAUAUUACAACUUUUACGAACGCGACCGCGAAUUUAACGAGUUUUACAAACGCAACCACAACUUUAACGAAUUUUACGAACGCAACCACAAAUUUAACCAAUGAACAGUUGAACUCAGAGGUGGAUAUAUCGAAUUGGGAGCCGUUUUCUUUACCAAGUACAAGUCGAGACAGUGAGCCAAAGCAAAGCGUCGCGAAGAUAUGCGGUCAAAAUAUAUGCUUGGAUGAUUCUAUAUUGAAAAGGAAUGUAACAGAGAGCGAUGAAGAGUUCUUCGCUGAAAUCGACAAGAUUCACGAUUCGAGUGAGAAUAUCAGCGAUUUUGAGUACAAGCAACGGGUUGUUGUGAAUAAUGGGAAUGAGAGUACAGAAAAUGAAUACAGUACACCUCAAAGAACAAACAUAACAGUAAUUCAAGUCUCAAAUAAAGGACCCCCGCACACCGCCAUACCCGUUUUGGGCCCGGAAACGGAUGUUUUCGACUUUGAAUUCAAACAAAAACUCACUGUCAACCCUGAACAAGCAAAAAACGACUUUAUCAACAUAGUCAAUACAGAAGAAAAUAGCUAUGGAACAGUCUUCGAAAAAAGUAAUUCAGAAUCCGACUAUGGACAUAUAAGUUUGACAACCACUGUCAAUCUGACAGGAGACGUCAAAGUGACAGAUAAAGAUGGCGUCUACGAGAGAUUAUGUAUGGCUUCAACAUCUAAUAAAGGUUCCUCUCCAUUGCCGUUGAGGAAUGUUAAAUCUAUGGAAAAAAUGCGCAAAUCUUCUUUACCUAAUUUAGAAAUCGAAUCGGAUUAUGAGUAUUUAUUUCCUAAUUCUAGUCAAAAUAACCGAAAUCUAAAUAGCACGAAUUUACAGAAUGGUAGGAAUGUUGAAGAAAUCCUACCGAUUGGGAGAAAUGUUCGAACGGAUGUUGUACCCAAUAGUGGCAAUGGUAGAUCGAAUCUACCAAACAGUAAGGAAAAUGUACCAAAUGGUAGAAAUGGUCAGGCGAAUCUACCGACUAAUAGAGAAAUCCUACCAAACAGUAGAAAUCCUCAAUCGAAUUUACCGACCUCUAGAGAAAUUCUAUCAAAUAGUAGAAAUGCACAGUCGAAUCCAAACAAUAGAGAAAUCUUACCAAACAGUAGAAACGCACAGUCGAAUCUACCAACUAACAGAGAAAUCCUAUCAAAUGGUAGAAAUGAUACAAAUCAUACCAAUCCUGAUGUACCUAGGAUGAACAUAUCAAAUAUAAAUGUGGAAUCUAUUGCAAGAACCUUAAGGUCGAAUGUUGAAAGGUCCCAAAGUCAAAAUGCAUACGAUAUAGGCCCUAGACAGAGACAGAACGAUGGAAGAAGAGUGCCGAAUAAUAGUCCGAAACGAGAAGCUAAAAUUGAAAAAUCUGACCCCCCACCUAAACCGAUAUGGAAAAGAGGUCUUACAGAAUUAUCACUUCUGAGCAGGCUACGUGGAAUAGGCCAGACGAAAAGGCAAGAAAGCCCCACUAGGAACGAAAAUGAAGAUAGAGGGGUGACGUCACCUGUCAAAGUGGUGCACAGGUCGCGGCCGGCUGGCAGAGUUGACAGCUCGCGACGCAGAAGCAACUCUUUGACAAAUAGUCAAUCACCGUCGAUACCGCAAAAUCCCGCGCUCCAACCCUUGCGGGCUCGGCAAGCGGCCGCCCUGCGCGCCGAGCAACGCCGCGGGGCGUGCGUAGCUACCACCGUCCCUGUCAGAGAUCCGCCGUUACUGUUUGAUUACGAGAGACAAGUUUGGGUAGCCCGUUGGGGCAUGGGAGGGACGCGGGGCGGUGGUCGAGCCGGGGACCGCGUGUCCGGGCUGGUGGGCACGCAGCCUUGCUCCGCCACGCAUGCCAGGCACUUGCUCAAGACGGCACAUUCGCCUAUAGUAGACAUAUUAUUUCACCGGGUGCCGCUUGGGAAAAUCUAUGUGAUAACUAAAAAGGACCAAGAGAGUUUAGGUAUAAAACUAGAUAACGAGUGUACAAUAAUAUCGGUUGAAGGACAAUCGCCGGCUGGUAAAGCGGGCCUGCCCCCGGCCGGGAAGUGGGCGGUCACCGAGGUCAACAACCGACCUAUCAACCUCCUCAAAGGUGGUGAAGAAGAAAUGAAUAGGAUAGCGAUGAACGGUACAGAGGUAUCAGUUCUUAUACAACCGGCCGCUUUAGUGAAGAAGAUCCGAGCAGCUAUCAAAGCAAGUAAACCCUUAUUAACUAUGAGAUAGGGUUAAAAAUCGACUGGCAAUAGUGAGGAAGAAUUGUGUUGCUAACAAACAAAAUAGGGCCUUAUGAACUUGUCGAUAUGGUUCAUAAUCGACUGGCAAGGACAAAGAGAGUUAUAUGAUUUUCAGUAGUGAUAAGAGUUGGUAUUAAAGGAAUUCAGCCCUUAUUAUCUGUGAGAUAGGGUUUUAAAUCGACUGGCUAUAGACAGAUGCUAGAGGUCUCAAAGGAAAUAGGACCUUCUUGUUUAAGAAAUAGGGUACAAAAAUCGACUGGCAAUAUCAAUGAGGACCAGAGCUGCUAUUAAAGGAAGUUGAGCCGUAUUAACUAUGAGAUAGGGUUUUAAAUCUCAACAAAUAAAGAAGGUAAGAGGUGUUAAUAAAGGAAAAUGGACCGUAUUCACUAUGAAAUAGGGUUCAAAGUCGACUGUCAAUAUUAGUGAAGAUAAAAACUGCUAUUAAAAUAAGUGAACCCGUAUUAGCGAUGAGAUAGGGUUUGAAAUUGCAACAGAUAGAGAAGGUUAGAGGUGUUAAUAAAGGAAAAAAGACCUUAUUGACUAUGAAAUAGGGUUUAAAGUCGACUAGCAAUAUUAACGAAGAUAAAAACUGCUAUUAAAAGAAGUUUUAGCUAUGAGAUAGGGUUCAAAACUGACUUAGCAAUAGUAAAGAAGAUGAGAGCUGUUAUCAAAGCAAGUAAACCCUUAUUGACUAUUAAAUAGGGUUCAUAAUCGACUGGCAAUAUUAAUGAAGAUUUGUGCUGACUAUAGGAAACUGAGUCGUAUUGACUUUGAAAUAGGGUUUAUAAUCGAUUGGCAAUAGUAAAGAAGAUACAAGCUGCUUCUAUAGAACUAGAACCUUAUAUACUAUGAGAUAGAGUUCAAAAUCAACUGACAGUGGCAUGCAAUAAGCUGAUACUGGAUUACCUGUAUUGACUAUGGGAUAGGGUUCACAGUCGACUGGCAAUGGUGUUGCUACUAAAACAAUAGUCUUAAAAGCUGCUAUUAGAGAAAAUAGAUCCUUAUUUCCAAUAAGCUAGAGUUUAAAAUCGACUGGCAACAGAAGAAAAUAUAAGAGAUGUGAAUUAAAG